UACAUACUAAAUUGCCCUAACUUCACUUACAUUCCCUAUAUAUAUGUAUACAAGGCCACAAGAGACGUAUACAAAUCCCAUCACAAGCAAAAAACAUUACAACUAUCCAACUAGCUCCUCACAUUCUCUACACAAGCAAUCACAUUUUCUCUCUCAAUUGUGUAAAACUAGCUAAUUGGAAUAGAUGGAUCGGGUGGCGAAGCUGGCAUCGAAGAAUGCAGUGGUGAUAUUCAGCAAGAACUCGUGCUGCAUGAGCCAUACAAUCAAGAGAUUGUUCUACGAGCAAGGGGUUAGUCCAGCGAUUUAUGAGCUCGACGAGGACUCGAGAGGGAAGGAGAUGGAGUGGGCGCUGAUGAGACUAGGGUGCAACCCAUCAGUGCCUGCAGUGUUCAUUGGAGGUAAAUUUGUUGGGUCUGCUAAUACCAUCAUGACUCUUCUCCUCAAUGGCUCCUUGAAGAAGUUGCUCAGAGAAGCUGGAGCUAUUUGGCUUUAGCUAGUUAGUGACAUUUGGUCAUCUUGAGAGUUUUGAAUAAGUUUGAAAAACUUGUAUUUUGGCAUAUUAAUAUCAAGUUAUGAUGAAUAUAAACCAAAAAUUCCUACUC
Molecule: messenger RNA, 602 nt
Organism: Tripterygium wilfordii
Lineage: Eukaryota; Viridiplantae; Streptophyta; Magnoliopsida; Celastrales; Celastraceae
Product: monothiol glutaredoxin-S10-like
Exons: 1
Coding region: 185-493 (102 amino acids)
Source: RefSeq, a predicted model, not a curated record